Gigantopelta aegis is the source of this 3461-nucleotide messenger RNA. Its product is annotated as arginine/serine-rich protein PNISR-like. Lineage: Eukaryota; Metazoa; Mollusca; Gastropoda; Neomphalida; Peltospiridae. The coding region runs from base 73 to 2520 and encodes 815 amino acids. The record is from RefSeq and is a predicted model, not a curated record. The transcript has 13 exons. Gene Ontology annotation, cellular component: nuclear speck; presynaptic active zone. Gene Ontology annotation, molecular function: RNA binding.
AGACCUUAAAGUGCGUUCCGCCAUGUUUGUUUGUCGUGAAAAUCGCCGGAUGCUUAACUAAUUUAAAAAAGAAUGUGGGCAACACCGUUUCCCAAUCCGGGCUGGACCUCAUUACAGCAGGCAAAUUUUCAAAAUGUUCCACAUGAACAAGUUGACUGGGCCAAUCUCGCAAAACAGUGGAUUGAACAGCGUGAAUCUGUGAGUUACACACCAGAACAACCAGUAAACCCACCACCACCGCCCCUUGAUAAUGUCCUUCCACCACCACCUCCACCAGCACAUGAUUGUGACCAGAAUGAAAUGGAAAUAUCCGAUGAAGAGAAUGGUACACAUCAUGAACAUGGUUUCCGUGGACCACCACAUGGAAUAAACAAUGCUGGUGGGUGGGGAUGGAAUGAGAGACCACCCUGGGAACCACCGCAGCCGAACUGGCCGAUGCAGCCUCCACCAGGAGAUAUGGUGAGACCGCCUAACUUCGACUUCAAUCAGGGUGCAAUGCCUUUUCCAGACAGCUAUGACUACAAUCAUGGAUCAGAACCAUUUGGAUAUGAUCAGCCAUGUGAGCCUCCACCAGUAGAUUUCAAUGCGCCCUACUGGGGUGGCCAUCCACCACAUGGUGAUGUUGCUCCCCCUGUACCACGACACCCUCGACAUCAGCGCAGCAGAUACCACUCGCCACCAGUUCAAGACAUGGAAGACUCAGGAUUGGAUGCACAAAAGCGAAAGCAACUUCCGGCUUGGAUUAGAGAAGGUUUGGAAAAGAUGGAGAGGGCGAAACAGAAGGAGAAGGAAAAGGAGCUGCAGAAGGUUCAGGAGGAAGAGGAGCAACUGGUGCGAGAGAAGGCGGAGAGGUUGGCUGCCGAGGAGGUUAUGAGGGAGAAGUCCGACGGGCCUGCUGUACCAAAGAAAAGCAGAUUUGAUUCAGAUGAUGAAGAUGAGACUGAUAACCGAGCACGUUCGCGGUCAUCAAGUCCAGUGAAGAGCCAGACUGAGGCUAAGAAACGAAGCCCAUCUCCAGAGCCAGAAAAAAGUGAAGAAGAAAAACAGAUAGAAAUGAUGAACAAGGUUCGAAAAUGGAUGAUGGAAAUAUUAUUAGAAGUUACCAGUCAAGAGAUUGAAGUUGUAGCUAAAGAUGUUUAUUACAAGGCACGAAACCAGGCUGCCAAAGCUCCAGCAAGGCAGCUUGCCAAGUCGUCUGCUUUGGCAUCUCUAUCCACGCUUGGACUUGGUUAUGAAUCUGACAGUGAACAUUCUGGGACGAACAGCGACAGUGAUUCAGAUGCCGAACUGCAGGAGAGCAUACGUCGCAAGAAAGAAGCAUUUGAAAGACAGCACAGCAAAAUAUUUAGUGAUGAGGAGGAAUAUGAUGCUGAAGCUGAAGCAGAGAAGCAGACUCCAGAGUUUUUAAAGAAUCCAAUUUCAGAUAGACAUUCUAAUCCGUUCCAUAAUAAAUAUGAUACAAUUCCUGGGCUAGAUAUCCCCAGUACAAAUGACAAUAAAAAAGAGAACCUAGAAAAGCAUAAAGAAAGUGUCUCUAGUAACGAAAAGCAUAAAGAAAGUGUAUCUAAUAAACAAAAACACAAAGAAAGUGCAUCUCGUAAAGCUAGGACUAAGCAAGUUGGCACGGAAAGUGAUAGUGGGAGUUCUAGUGUAGAUUCGUCGAGUAGCACAAGUGAUUCAGAAAGUAGUUCAAGUUCGAGUACUAGUAAUGUGUUAGGGUCAGGUGAGUCCGAUUCGGAGGGUAACAAAGAUUACGGUAAAAUAAGAACUUACUCCGAUGACGAGGACCGUGGAUCCAGGUCAUACAAAAAUGCUGACACUUCAGACAGACAUGUUAAAAGGGAAAAAAGAGAAAAGAGAAAAUCUCAGACGGGGGAUGAUCGGGUAGAAAGGAAAAAGGAUAGGGCAGUAUACACAGAUGAGGUUGAGGAGUACAGUAAAACUGAAAGGGAAAAUUACAGGCGGGAAAGUUAUGGUAAAAAUGACGGGGAUGGAUAUGUGAAAAGAGUUGAGGGAUAUAGGCAUGGGGUGGAUAGUUAUGGGGAGGAGUCAAACAAUAGUGACUGGAAAGAGCCCGAGCAUUACAGGGAGGAAAAAAGACGUAGAAGCAGAAGUAGGUCAAAGACUAGCAGUAGUAGCAGGAAAGGGGGUAGGAGUAAAGACGAGCAUAGGGUGAGGGAGAAGUACAAACGCAGAGACUCUCGGGAUAGGUAUGACGACUAUGACUACAAGCACAAGAAGAGAAACUCUUCGCGGGAUCGGUACUCGGAGUAUGACCGGGAGAAGUCGAGGCACCACCAGGUGGAGGAGGAUUACAGCAGCAGCAAGUCGAAGGCUCACAAGAAGAGGAAGCGGUCGCCGUCCGCGGAGGACGAGUAUGACCGGCGGGAGAGGUCGAGCAGGGAUGGUGUUAGCAGCCAGCGUUACCAUCGCGACGAACACAGCAGCAGAGGUGGUAAGAAGUCCAGUCGAAAACACAAGAGUAGAUCACGCUCAAGGUCCCCAGGACGAAGGAGAUGAUUAUCAUCCAAGGUGGUGGUCCACGCAGUCUUCUAGGUGAAGUUGGUAUUCUGUGAUAUACCACGAUCUGCUUGUUUUUAUCAUAGUUUGUACAUUACUUAACAAAUUGUCAUUUUGUACCUUUUUUAUUUAUUUAUUUUUACUUUUUUCUCUUUUUUUCUUACUUUUUUUUCUUUUUGUUUUUUGCAAUGAAAUAAUUAAAGUUUAAAGUGGGUUUUUUCUGUUCUGUUGUUGAUUUUAACAUAUACCCUUUUUUAAAAUUAUUAUUAUACAUUGUUAAAUAAAAAACAGAAAUGAAUACAACAUGAGCUGUUAUUUUUUAAAAUGAGAAUUUUUUAGGGUGUCAUCACUUACUGUUAAUAAAAGAAAAACUGCUCUCUUUUUUCUUUCUUUUUUUUCUCUUUUUUUUGCUCACAUACAAGGCAUAAUACAUUUGUAUUUAAAAGAAGAAAAACAUUGUGAUUCAGUAGUCGUGUAAAAUGAACUAGAGAAAGUACUGGGAGUGUGGUGUUUAGACUAAUACUCCCUAGGCACUUUGUAAUACCCGGUACAUGGAUUGAUUUUUCUUUUUGGUAUCUAUAACGUGAACCAUUAUUGGUUUUGCCUUUCAGAUGCUUGUUUCACUGUCAUGUUUUUCACCAUUUUAGAUCCUGUGGGUCUUAGGUUUCUGUAUAUUUAUUAAUAUUCUCACAUUUUUCCUCUUUACUUUUUGUUUUGUUCUUUUUUCUUUUUUGUAUAUGUUGAAUCAUUUUGCCAAACUCUUUACAUUCAUUGGGGGUGGGGGACAAGCAUUAGGACCCUAUGGGUUAGAUAUAAAUUCAAACAUACAUAUAUUGUAUUCCUUUACAUUAUAGCAGAAUUUUUACAGUGCUUGUAAAUAGUCGUUUUUUGUGUUAAAAAAUGCCUAGAAUGACAGUUUAUAAAUAAAACUUAAAGGAAUA